Dibothriocephalus latus is the source of this 873-nucleotide messenger RNA. The record is from the annotation of a GenBank genome assembly. Lineage: Eukaryota; Metazoa; Platyhelminthes; Cestoda; Diphyllobothriidea; Diphyllobothriidae.
AUGAUUGCACUACUUACUGUCGACACAUUUAACCUUCACUUUUUAGCUCCAGAAGACGUGGGCAAACGGUAUGAUGUCGGUUCGGUGAUUGGAGACGGAAACUUUGCCAUCGUCCGCCGUGCCCGAGACAGAAGCAGCGGUCAGAAUUGCGCCCUCAAAAUCGUGGAUAAAUUCCGUAUUGAGGGCAAAGAGCGGAUGUUAAGGCGGGAACUUCGUAUCCUACGCCGAUGUAAUCACAACAACAUAGUUAAACUUCUGGAAGAAUUUGAAACUCCGACCCAGUUCUAUCUUGUGAUGGAGCUCAUUGAGGGUGGAGAUCUCUUUGAACUGAUCAGCAAAUUUCGGCGGUUCUCUGAAAAGGAAGCGUCAGUCAUGAUAACUGACGUAGCCAAGGCCUUGUUGUACCUACAUACGCACAGUAUUGUUCAUCGAGAUCUGAAGCCAGAAAAUCUUCUUUCUCAUACUUAUGGCUGUUUGAUUCUAAUUCAGUUUGAUUCAGUUUACCCUCUCAAACUCAUGUACUCAAUAUUAAUGAAUAGUACCUAUUUGCAGGUGACUAAAAGCGCAUCUGGAGAAUAUCACCUCAAAUUGGCCGAUUUCGGUCUAGCAACGGAGGUGACGCGACCUCUGCGAACAACUUGUGGAACCCCGACCUAUAUUGCACCGGAAAUGCUACUCGGAAUCGGUUAUGGACUUGAGGUUGACGUCUGGUCGCUGGGAGUCAUUUUUUACAUACUUCUUUGUGGAUACCCACCAUUUCGAAGCGCAACAAGGAGUCAAGCAGAUCUCUUUGAGCUCAUUAAACGAGGCCACUUCGAAUUUCACAGUCCACAUUGGGACCAUGUUAGUAAAGGUGAGCAACUGUUUUACUAA